AACUAACCUCUUAUCGCUGGCCUGUAAACUCCAGCUGUACUCCUGCAAACGUCAACAGAGUUGCAUGAUGCGACCGUUGUGUCCUGCUAGAUUUCCAUCCUAAUAAUACCGCGUGGCGUGUGUGGUGUGCGCGCGCGAUGAGCGACAGCAUUCCGCGCUAAUAAUAACCACCGCGCCCGAUGCUCCUCGGCGGGCGUCCGCUGGCGGAGCACCUCGGCGCGCAUUGGCAGCUCGCGCUCUCCUGGUGCGGCACGUGGCGGCAGCGCGUCCGCGAUUACCUAACCGACGCGCUGGAGCAUCUCGUGCUCUUCGCGCUCGCCUAUACCGUCGCCUGCCUGAUCCUCUACGCGCUCAUCGUGCGAUGGCGAGCGUUGCGGUUCAGGCGCGACGUGCGGCCCUCACGGCGCGUCCUCUUCGUGAUCGCGCACCCGGACGACGAGACCAUGUUCUUCGGCCCGACCAUCUUACGCUUCACGCAGGAUCCCGCCUGCAGCGUUUACCUUCUGUGCCUAUCAACAGGCGCUAACUAUGGCAUGGGAAAGGUGCGCAAGAAGGAAUUAUACGAUGCGUGUAAAGUCCUAGGCAUCCGCGAUGAAUGCAUCACGGUGCAAAGCCACACAAAACUACCAGACGCAAUGGAUACGCGCUGGCCGGCCGAGAUCGUCGCGCAGAUUGUCUCGCACCAUCUGCAAUCGCUCGGCAUCGACACGCUUAUCACCUUCGAUAAGCACGGGGUGAGCAGACACCUGAAUCACUGCAGUAUAUACUACGCCAUUGCGCUGCUCAGCACCGCGAACAAGUUACCAAAAGAUUGUCAAGUGUACGUGCUUGAAACAAUCAAUGUGAUCCGCAAGUACUGGAAAGUAUUUGACAUACCAAUUUGUUACAUUUUAUCGAGUGUUAGAUUUAUCACGAAUGCAAGCGAUCGCCGCCUGUUGUACAAGGCGAUGACGCAGCACAAGUCGCAGUUCGUGUGGUUCCGCCGGCUGUACCUCGUCUUCUCACGCUACCAGCUCAUCAACACGCUGCAGCGCAUGGACGCCAGCGAUAUUCAGUUGGAUCUCGACGUCGACGACAUCCAGUUGGCCGACGACUGAAGAUGAUCUUCUCUCUCCGCCAUUUUGUUUCCGAUUAGCUUACGAUUUUUUAACACGUUUUAUACUCUCGUUUUCUAUAUAUAAAUAUUGCGUAUGUAGUGCGAAGCGUAGACGCCAUUUUGAAUUCAAAGCUGUAUCGCCUCUUUUGUACCGAGUACAAAUGCAAGUCAUAUCGAGUGCGUUCCACUAGGUGGCGCAUCAUACGACACACGUAAUGGAAUGCACUCCGCGCGCAAGAAACAAAUGCAUCACAAUAUACACGCGGAAAUCUUUUCUAAACGAAUUUUCUACGAAGUUCUUCACAACACAAAAAAACACCGCGAUUACUUUUGUGCCAAAGUAUUAAAUCUAAUUAAAUAAAUCAGUUGACAUGAA
Messenger RNA from Dalotia coriaria, 1472 nucleotides. RefSeq names its product phosphatidylinositol glycan anchor biosynthesis class L (gene PIG-L). NCBI's taxonomy places the organism in Eukaryota, Metazoa, Arthropoda, Insecta, Coleoptera, Staphylinidae. The transcript has 3 exons. Gene Ontology annotation, cellular component: endoplasmic reticulum. Gene Ontology annotation, molecular function: N-acetylglucosaminylphosphatidylinositol deacetylase activity. Gene Ontology annotation, biological process: GPI anchor biosynthetic process. The coding region runs from base 180 to 1097 and encodes 305 amino acids. The record is from RefSeq and is a predicted model, not a curated record.